GUCGCGCGCGUUCCCGGCCGCUGCGGGCUCCAAGGCCGAGGAGGAAAGACUGCGAGACGGCCGCGGCUGCGGCUAGAGGUUGGAGUCAGGCACAGAGUGAACCAGCAAUGGAAGACAAAAUACCUCACACUGUUUGACUGCCUGUGAAGAUGAUUGUUUAUUUUUGUGACAGACAGCUGUGGGAUCUGUAAUAGAAAUGAUGGCUGGCUGUGGUGAAAUUGAUCACUCAAUAAACAUGCUUCCUACGAACAGGAAAGCGAAUGAGUCCUGUGCGAAUACUACACCUUCUCUAACUGUCCCUGAAUGUGCCAUUUGUCUGCAAACAUGUGUUCACCCAGUCAGUCUGCCUUGUAAGCAUGUUUUCUGCUAUCUGUGUGUAAAGGGAGCUUCAUGGCUUGGAAAGCGAUGUGCCCUCUGUCGACAAGAAAUCCCUGAAGAUUUCCUUGACAAGCCAACCUUAUUGUCACCAGAAGAACUCAAGGCCGCGAGUAGAGGAAAUGGUGAAUAUGCAUGGUAUUACGAAGGAAGAAAUGGGUGGUGGCAGUAUGAUGAGCGCACUAGUAGAGAACUGGAAGACGCUUUUUCCAAAGGUAAAAAGAGCACUGAAAUGUUAAUUGCUGGGUUUCUGUAUGUUGCUGAUCUUGAAAAUAUGGUUCAGUACAGGAGAAAUGAACAUGGACGUCGCAGGAAGAUUAAGCGGGAUAUAAUAGAUAUACCAAAGAAGGGAGUAGCUGGACUUAGGCUGGACUGUGACGCUAAUACCGUAAACCUAGCGCGAGAGAGCUCUGCCGACGGAGCGGACAGCGUAUCAGCACAGAGUGGAGCUUCUUCCAUUCAGUCUCUAGUGUCUUCUGUAAGGCCCCUGACAUCAGUAGAUGGUCAGUUAACAAGCCCUGCAACACCAUCCCCUGAUGCAAGCACUUCUCUGGAAGACUCUUUUGCUCAUUUGCAGCUCAGCGGAGACAGCAUAGCUGAAAGGAGUCAUAGGGGGGAAGGAGAAGAAGAACGUGAAUCGCCAUCUUCAGGCAGGGUACCGGCACCAGACACUUCCAUUGAAGAAACCGAAUCAGAUGCCAGUAGUGAUAGUGAGGAUGUAUCUGCGCUUGUUCCACAACACUCCUUGACGCAACAGAGACUUUUAGUUCCUAAUGCAAACCAGACAGUAUCUGAUCGAUCAGAUCGAUCAGUAACUGAUCUGUCAGCAGCAGGGGGUGGAACAGUGAAUGCUGGUGUCAGAUCUAGAAGGCCCGAUGGACAGUGCACAGUAACUGAAGUUUAAAGCCUUCCGCUCCAUGCUCAAAGUUAAAAUGGUUAUCUGUAAAUUUCUGCCCACAUAACAUUAUACUCAUCCCUGGUAGUGCAUUUUUGGGAGUUGGGGUGGGAAAGGGUAUGGGGAGGACAGACUUGUAAUUAAAAUGUCUAACAUGUCUGUUGAGGAAUUUAUUUAAUAUAAGGAACUUUGGCGUUAAUAGUUGAGAGCGGUUUAGUAAUAACCCAGUUUUCUUGAAGUCUGUUUAUUUUAUAUAUUUUUAAAAUUUCUUCAAUUCUUUUGGCCAACAUGUGUGUAUUAUCUGUGCAUUAACAGUCCUCAUCUGACUCUUGCGUUGUGUCUUAUUUUUCUGCAUGGAUUGACAUAGAACCAUAACUCAGAUUUGGCAUCUAUGAGAUGUUGGUAUUGGUAUGAACAGGAAGCUUAAUUAAUGUGAGAAUAAAUGUGAAUUUGGGAUUUUAAAAUAGAUGAAUAACAGCUAUUAAAUACUAAAGUUACUGAAAUGGAAAUGUAAAGAAAACAGCUAAUAACUCAUGUUUCAGAAUCUUGUCUGUAACAUACUUCACGGCGUUUCCCAUAGGCUUUGCUGUGUAGUCCUUGUAGUUUGAGGUUUCUCUUGACCUGCAUUUUUCUUUUUGAUUACAGAAUUUAUAAUUUAAUAAAUACUAGAGUUUAUCAAAAAAUAAUUUGUCUGUUGUUUGCGUCUGGAAAGAGGAUGGAAACAUUUUGACAUUUGCGGCCAAAGGUCAGUAAACAGGUGGUGGUUUGAAAUGGUUGUAUUCAGCUUAGUCACCUACUCAGGAAAGUUUUUUCAGAGAAUAUUUAAACAGAAUCUACAAGCAAUUGCAUGGAAUAAGUAUGUAUGGAAAUAAACCUAAAGCUCGUGAGACUUGAAUUUCUUAUAUAACUGAUAGUAGAGACCAUACAUAUUGGAUUUUCAUUGCCAGUCUUCACUAGUGGUCUGAUACUAAUUAAAUGGUAGGCUUAUUUGUAAACAGCAUUAGUAGACACAAAUUUACUUUACAUAAAAUGUAGAAUUUGUGGUAAAAUAGGAAGUCUUGGGUUAACUUGGUAAUCCAGAAUUUGUUUCUGAAAAAUGGUAAUGUGAGUUUGUCUUAAUAUAUUUAACUCAAAACAGUAGGAUCGUGUUAAAGCAUAUACAAGUUAUUUUUAAUAUGUUUUUCAAAUGUGAAUUGAAUGUUACCAUAGCAAAUAAAAACUGUCCUUACGCUGAAAGUA
Neogale vison (American mink) is the source of this 2509-nucleotide messenger RNA. RefSeq names its product ring finger protein 146 (gene RNF146). Gene Ontology annotation, molecular function: poly-ADP-D-ribose binding; ubiquitin protein ligase activity; zinc ion binding. NCBI's taxonomy places the organism in Eukaryota, Metazoa, Chordata, Mammalia, Carnivora, Mustelidae. Bases 197 to 1279 code for a protein of 360 amino acids. Gene Ontology annotation, cellular component: cytoplasm; nucleus. Gene Ontology annotation, biological process: ubiquitin-dependent protein catabolic process; Wnt signaling pathway. The record is from RefSeq and is a predicted model, not a curated record. The transcript has 3 exons.